Messenger RNA from Morus notabilis, 609 nucleotides. Its product is annotated as cleavage stimulation factor subunit 50-like. The transcript is spliced from 6 exons. Gene Ontology annotation, biological process: mRNA 3'-end processing. NCBI's taxonomy places the organism in Eukaryota, Viridiplantae, Streptophyta, Magnoliopsida, Rosales, Moraceae. Gene Ontology annotation, molecular function: protein binding; RNA binding. Bases 1 to 609 code for a protein of 202 amino acids. Gene Ontology annotation, cellular component: mRNA cleavage stimulating factor complex. The record is from RefSeq and is a predicted model, not a curated record.
AUGUAUGCUAGGAACAUUUGCAGUAAUCUUUCAAGUCACAACAUGCAAAUUUUGGCCUGGUUCAUUCUCUCGUGUGGAAAGGAUUCCUCUGUGAAGUUAUGGGAAGUUGGAAUUGGCAGAUUGGUCAAGCAAUACCCGGGAGCUACACAAACACAGUCGCGUUGUCAGGCUGUUUUCAAUCAUACUGAAGACUUUGUACUAUGCAUAGAUGGGCUAAACAACGAGAUUGUUGUGUGGGACGCUUUGACGGCAGAGAAGGUUGCAAGGUGGCCUUCCAACCAUGCCGGUGCUCCUCGUUGGCUCGACCGCUCACCAAUGGAGGCAGCAUUUGCUGUUUUCAAUCAUACUGAAGACUUUGUACUAUGCAUAGAUGGGCUAAACAACGAGAUUGUUGUGUGGGACGCUUUGACGGCAGAGAAGGUUGCAAGGUGGCCUUCCAACCAUGCCGGUGCUCCUCGUUGGCUCGACCGCUCACCAAUGGAGGCAGCAUUUGUUUCCUGUGGAACCGACAAGUCAAUCCGUUAUUGGAAGGAAGCACUCAAUCUGCAGAUAAUAGCUUUUCUUAGUUCAUCUUUUGAUUUAGGAUUUAACGAUAUCUUAUGCCUGUAA